Drosophila suzukii is the source of this 1439-nucleotide messenger RNA. Its product is annotated as retinoid-inducible serine carboxypeptidase. Gene Ontology annotation, molecular function: serine-type carboxypeptidase activity. Lineage: Eukaryota; Metazoa; Arthropoda; Insecta; Diptera; Drosophilidae. The record is from RefSeq and is a predicted model, not a curated record. Gene Ontology annotation, biological process: proteolysis.
UAUCAGAUGACCACUGCGCACUGAUAAUGGUUUACCCUUUAAAUAGAGCCACUAGCUACAUUGUCACUCCCAGUUGAAGAUGUCGAUUUGGCUGGUGACAUUACUGGCGUUUUUCGCCGCCUUGGCGCAAGGCAAACCUGGUUAUGGACCCGGGGAUCAGGACUGGGGCUUCGUGGAUGUGCGUCCCGGUGCCCACAUGUUCUACUGGCUAUAUUACACCACCGCCAAUGUUUCCAGCUACACGGAAAGACCCCUAGCCAUUUGGCUCCAGGGAGGUCCUGGUGCCUCCUCCACGGGAUAUGGAAACUUCGAGGAACUUGGACCAGUGGACCUUUAUGGCGAUUGGCGCAGCUGGACCUGGGUGAAGGACAUGAAUGUCCUGUUCAUCGACAAUCCCGUAGGCAGUGGCUUCAGCUACGUGGAUAACACGGCGCACUUCACGGCCACCAAUAAGGAGAUUGCCCUCGAUUUGGUGGAGCUGAUGAAGGGCUUCUAUAGCCUGCACCCGGAAUUCGAGGAGGUGCCGCUGCACAUCUUCUGCGAGAGUUACGGCGGGAAGAUGGCUCCCGAAUUCGCCCUGGAAUUGUGGAACGCCAAGGAGCGUGGCGAGGUGAAGAGCAACCUCACUUCGGUGGCCCUGGGGGAUCCUUGGACAUCGCCCAUAGACUCUGUGCUGGCCUGGGGACCUUUUCUUAAGGAACUGGGCAUUGUGGACCACGCGGGAUACAAUGCCAUUCAGGAGGCGGCCAACUUCACAGCUCAGUUGGUGGAGGAGGAGCGCUGGAUCCAGGCCACCUACCAGUGGGGCAACACCCAGUGGGAGGUGAUGAAGGCCUCCAAGGGAGUGGACUUCUACAAUGUACUGAAGGAGACGAAGGGCGGUCUCUACCAGAGGCAAAAGGCCUUGACAACCGAAGAACGUAUCUAUCGCACCAUGGUGAAGUACGAUAUUGAUGAGGAUCGCACUCAAAUUCUGGAGGACCUGAUGAGGGGUCCUGUAUCGGAAACCCUGGGAAUCCCCUCGAACGUCGUCUGGGGAUCGCAGAGUGGUACCACCUUCGACAUCCACAGAACCGACUUCAUGAAACCAGUCAUUCACAUUGUAAACGAAUUGCUGGAGAAGACCCCUCUGAAGGUGGGUGUGUUUUCCGGUGGCCUGGAUCUGAUCUGUGCCACUCCGGGCACAGUCAACUGGAUAGCCAAACUGGACUGGAGCCACAAGGACGAGUACCUGUUUGCUCCUCGGAACGCCAUCACCGUGGACCGCAUUUUGGAGGGCUAUCAAAAGUCGGGCGGUAACUUUACCAUGUUCUGGAUCAACCGAAGUGGUCACAUGGCUCCGGCGGACAAUUCAGCGGCCAUGAGUCAUGUCCUGCGAGAGUUUACCACCUUUGGGUAGAAUCGUUUUUUUUAAAUAAACAAUUGUAUAUUUUAUUCCU